GGUUCUGCCUAUUCUUUUCGAGAACGCCAAGUUUUGGGAUUGCAUGGUCUUCUGCCCCCAGCGAUUUUAACUCAAAAUGAGCAAGUUCAAAGCGUGCUCACUAAUUUAUACCAACUGGAUGACGAUCUGGGACGUUAUAACACGAUGAUGUCCCUCCAAGACCGGAACGAAAAACUUUUUUACAAGACAGUUACAUCCCACUUGGAGUAUACACUGCCUUUGAUAUACACUCCAACGGUUGGCAAGGCCUGUCUGAAUUAUGGAAUGAUUCUGCGACGACCCCGGGGCGUUUACAUCACCCACCACGACAAGGGACAUGUGCGCAGUAUUCUGCGUAACUGGCCUGAGAAAUACGUCAAGGCUGUUGUCUUGACUGAUGGAGAGCGGAUUCUGGGGCUUGGAGACUUGGGUGCACAUGGAAUGGGCAUCCCUAUUGGCAAAUUGGUUCUUUAUACUGCCCUUGGAGGAGUUCAUCCUCGCUUCUGUCUUCCCAUGACAAUCGACGUUGGGACAAACAAUGCUGAACUUCUUGAGGUAAAUUCGCCUCGCUUGUUAUGGUGCAGUAUCUCUCACUAA
Molecule: messenger RNA, 576 nt
Organism: Dibothriocephalus latus
Lineage: Eukaryota; Metazoa; Platyhelminthes; Cestoda; Diphyllobothriidea; Diphyllobothriidae
Source: the annotation of a GenBank genome assembly